Messenger RNA from Penicillium atrosanguineum, 2700 nucleotides. RefSeq names its product WD40 repeat domain-containing protein. The transcript has 5 exons. The record is from RefSeq and is a predicted model, not a curated record. The coding region runs from base 1 to 2700 and encodes 899 amino acids. Gene Ontology annotation, molecular function: protein binding. Lineage: Eukaryota; Fungi; Ascomycota; Eurotiomycetes; Eurotiales; Aspergillaceae.
AUGGAGGUCAGCGACUUACCACGGGCGUCGACAUUCCCCGCGAUCGCCGACGAAACUAAACUCGCGCCGCCCAGAUCCUCAACCUUGCCUGGGUCGGAUGCCGCAUCCGGGUCAAGCAACAGCGAUGGUCAGCGGAAUACGUACCGGUCUGCGCCCAUUGGAGGCCCUCUGGCCAGAAACUCUACACACGAGACGCGCACCGAAGCUAGCGCCAUCGAUCCGCUCUCACAGCACAUUAUUCAACGCACGAAUACCCAAAAAUCCAUUCCCCUAAAGUUAUUGGGCCAGGCAUCGUUCGAGGCCGAGGCGGGCAACUCGGAGGGCCCAUCGGAGCAUAGCACGGCUCGGGGCGAUGCUUCGCUGAACUCAAAGGGUCCCAAGGAAAAGAAAAAAGGUGUUUCGUUCCUUAGUCGCAUUAUUGGCAAUAAGAAAAAGGACGGACACCCGGCGGUAGAAGAUGAGCUCUCGGAUGUAGAGACUAGCCGCAUGUCUGUCGAUACCUCACAUCCGAUCGGGUUCAUUCCUCGACAUCCCGCGCCAUCCCGGUACUUGAGGAUCCGCGCACAUCACAAGAAAGAUAAAAAGUUCCACCGUGUUUUCCUGGCCCAGACAUUGGAGGGCACAGGACCGUUGCCGAAGGCUGAGCGACGAACGUCACUCUCAACCUUUAUCAAUGGAGAGGCCACCGGGAGAGCCAUUUGGGCGGUUGAGUUCUCCAAGGACGGUAAAUAUCUCGCCGCCGCCGGCCAGGAUAGAAAAGUUAGGGUAUGGGCGACCAUUACUACACCCGAAGAGCGAGAGGCGGCGAUGCGAGAAACAGACGUGUUCAUGGAUGAUCAAGAUAUUCCACAGCUAAAAGCUCCCGUGUUUGGACCGAAGCCUAUCCAGAUCUUUCAAGGCCAUGAGGGUAGUAUUUUGGACCUGAGCUGGAGUAAAAACAACUUCAUCCUUUCCUCUUCCAUGGACAAGACUGUUCGGCUAUGGCAUGCAAGUCGACCGGAAUGUUUGUGCUGCUUCCAGCACAGUGAUUUUGUCACUUCAAUCCAGUUCCACCCUAAGGAUGACAGGUUCUUCCUCGCCGGGUCACUCGAUACAAAGCUGCGCUUAUGGAGCAUUCCGGACAAAAGCGUCGCAUUCGUGACAACUGUACCCGACAUGAUCACUGCAGUUGGCUUCACACCCGAUGGCAAGUACGCCAUGGCGGGAUGCUUGAACGGGUUGCUGAACAUUUACGACACCGAGGGUCUCAAAGUAUCGGGGCAGAUCCAUGUUCGAUCGGCCCGUGGACGCAACUCCAAAGGCAACAAAAUCACCGGGAUUGACACGAUGAUGGUUCCGCAUGAUAAUCCCAACGGCGAUAUCAAAUUGCUCGUCACGACUAAUGAUUCUCGCAUUCGACUCUACAACUUCCAGGAGCGAACUAUGGAAGCCAAGUUCCGCGGCAACGAGAACACCUGUAGCCAGAUUCGGGCAACUUUCACCGACGAUGGCAAGCAUGUCAUUUGUGGUAGUGAGGAUCGCAAGGCAUACGUUUGGCCAAUUGGCUUUGUUGAAAAGGACGGAGAUGCUCGGGCAGUCGAAGUGUUCGAAACCCAAGGCGCAAUUGUGACCGUGGCCAUCACAGCACCUACGGCGACCAAACAAGCCCUGGGACUAUCUGACGAUCCAAUCUAUGAUCUCUGCAACCCGCCACCUGUCGCUCUCAUGAGUCCAGAAGCAUCUGCCAAGAAAGCAGACUCCUCACGGGAUACGGAAAGCCUACACAAGCGAACUGCGUCGGCACCGCGCUUGUCUAUUGUCAGCAAAAUGGCACAGGAAUCCCCUUCGUAUCUGUCCCGGUCGACCCACCCGGACGGAAAUAUUAUCGUCAUCGCCGACUACUCCGGAAAGAUCAAGAUUCUUCGACAGGAUUGCGCAUAUCAGAAGCGCAAACAUGAGAACUGGCAUGAAAGUUCAACCUUCUCGCGACGAAUUCUCCGGCGCUCUAACUCCGGCCGCCAUAGCGUCGCCUCCUCGACCGGAAAGGACUCUACUCUCAAGACACCCUCCGAGCGAAUUAUCUCAUGGCGAAACUCAGUCGUCCGCCAUGGCCGCACCAGUAUGGACAGUUCUCGCGCCGGGCUCCGAAGCCGCAGUCCAUCACCUCCACACCGACCAACACCGACCUUCCGACUCACCUCAUCUCGACCGUCAAGUUUGGCUCCCAACGAAUCUCUUUCCGCUGUCACAUCUCCAGCCCCAUCUCCGCAACGGCCGCUCGCUCAAAAUCCCAAUAUAAGCGAGCAAUCAGGGGAGCAGCUUGGAGAGCAAGAAGCUCGCACCAUGCCCGGCCGUGACGCAGAUCCAAGAAAGCUGCCUGCAUCGUCAGCCGAUAUUAUAUCCAGCGGCAAGAGCAAAGACAAUCCGCUAUGGUUACAGGGAGAUCACAGCUAUGCGUACUGGAACAAGAUCACUCACGAUGCUCUAGCGAUGAAGCAGCGCAACAAUAAUGAUCUCCUUAGCCCGAAUUCCAUCCGUGAUCGCAGACUGAGUACGGCUGGUAGUACGCUCAGUAGUGACUAUGGCUCGUCAACCGGUGGCUCGGCGGAGGAGGAUAUUCUCAAGUGCGACAAUUGCCAGGGAACGAACUUCCGCGGUGUCAAGGGACGAGAUGGGAAGCAGAAGUUGAUUUGCGUCCAGUGCAAUCAAACGGUUGCGUAA